AUGCCUGACGCAAACCCCGCCACCCAUGAUGCCGACCAUCUGACUGCAGACGGUCGGCCGCUGUCAACUCAUGUACCACCAGGGCAAAUUCUGACGGGAAAGCAAGAGCACUAUCUGAAGCGCGAGCUGAUCGGCCGUCAAGUGCGCAACGAAAUCACCGAGCUGAACUCCCCCACUGCCCUCCACCGCUUCGGCGCUCCAUUCAAAUCUGAAUUCGGGGAAGUUGCCCCCGUUGAUUCUGAACUGCCGAUUCUGCGAUACAUCUUUGUGCACCAUGUGCGCAAGUUCCCUUUCCUCGACCAGGCUCGCGAGAAGGAGUUUUGGCAGGAUAGGUUGCAGGUGUUCCUCGAGUCGUUCGCUAACAAGCAUGUAUCGUCCUCGGAAGACCGGUUGGAGGAGACCAAGCGCAGGAAGCUGGCGCGGAAAGCUGAAAAGCUCGUCGAGCUGAUGAUGGUAUCGGGAAUCCCCACAGCGUCGGGGUAUGAAGAGCGGAUAUCAUUCUCGGAGAUGGAGGUGGUCGAUCGCGGCGCGAACGAGAAGGGCCUUCUCGUGAAUAUGCCGGAGGGGCAUGCGAUACAUGGCUGGGAUGUCAAUGUCGCGGCGGUACGAGUUACCUCGGUCAAACGGACAGUGCGAUACCAUAAACACGCGGAAUUCAUCCUCCGUGUGCGGCGGGAAGGCAAGCCUGACAUCUUUGUGGCCAGGCGAUAUGGAGAAUUCGCAAAACUUCAUAAGAGACUGCGUACAGAGUUCCCGGGUAGAACAUUAGCUCCUCUCCCGAGAAAAAAUAAGUCAUCAACAAGUGCUAGUUUUUUCGGCUCGGCUGACGAUGAGGCGUCCUCUAUUUCUUCCGUGUCAACUCAAGAUACUAGCGAGGGGUACGCAGGUCGAACGCUGGCUCCCGGACCCCAUCACAGUCGUUCAUUGUCACGCUCCUCCAUGAGAUCAUCAAAGUCCGGGAGACUUUCAAGUGAGAGCCCGAGAGAGACGGUGCUUUACAGGGAGGAGCAGCGCGUCUCUCUCCGAGCAUUUCUACGCACUUUGCUGCAGAACAAGCGAGUUUCCGAGUCAAAGGCGAUGGAGGAGUUUCUCACAGCGCAUCCCGUCACCUUGAAUGAAGAGGAAUUAACCGAUGUCGAAAGAAGAAAAGCAGCGGACGCCAUCAGGAUUGAGGAACAGAAGCGGUUCUACGAAAUUGCAAGGCAACGUGCGGCGGAAUUGGAUGUGUACAUGGAGCAGUUCCGCCGGGAUAUUGUGGAGAGCAAUGGUCUAACGAAAUUGUUCUCCGAGAUUCGUGAAAAGAAGACGAUAGCGGACCUUAGCCCUCAGUACCAAAAAUUUGCUGAAUGGCUCCGAAUUGAGGUUGCGGCAACUCUCUAUCACGUAUUCCUGGCUGAGGACAACUCUCCCGAGAUGUUCGCGCAGUUCAAGAGGAUACAUUCUCUUGUCCCGUAUACCUUGCUAAAGAAUGUCAUCCGCAUCGCCAACCCUGCGGCUGUGAUGAGUGGUGUCCUAGAUCUUUUCCUCGCCCAGCCAUUUGGGUCGCGGUCUCUGCUACAGCGCAUCUUUUCCAUGGCUCUAAAUGACGGCAUUAAACAAUUCCAAAAGUCCAUUGACUCGCUGGCAGCCAAGAUUGACGAUCCCGUCCUGACUGGGAAGUUGAAAGCAUUCGCGCAUGCAGAUGAGAAUAUCAAGAAUGAAAUUCGGACAGAGGCUGCGGAUGAAGAUGUGGAUUUGAUCGUUGUUAUUCUUCGGUCGGAGCUCAUAUCACCUGAGCUCACUCCAGAGCAGGUUGGAAAGGUGUUCAAUGCUUAUGUGGCCUGGAAUCAUGCGGUGGACAACGUGGACCUUGAGAUGCAGGAAGGGGCCCAGUGGUUUGCGAACAUGAAGCAAUUGCUCAAGCUCUACACCCGACAACGCGACAAGGCAAUGAUUCUCAGCAUCAUCGAGGAGCCUGUCACCCUUCAGUUAUUCCGUGAUCUCUUCACUAUUUUCUACGAGCCCCUAGUGCGCGUCUACAAAUCUGCGAAUGUGUACAGUAGCAUUACUGACUUUGCGCAAUUUGCCGACGACGCGAUCGCUGUGAUUGAGAAAUGUCACAGGCAGGAUGUUUCUGCCGACCCUAACCAAACCGUCCAGGCCUUCAUCGAUCUGUGCGAGCGGCACCAAGACAACUUCUACAAGUUCAUUCACGAAGUGCACCUUCACGAUAAUGGCUUGUUUACCUCCCUCAUGGGUUGGAUUGAAGAUAUCCUUGAAUUCCUGCGCCACGGACCUCAAGGGGAUGUCGGGCAGAUCGAUGAGGCCAAGGCCAUUGAGGAGAUUAAUGCUUUGAUCAAGUGGCACGAGGAUCGCAAACGGUGGCACUUGAAUAAGACGCGACAGAAGAUGGCGGCUGAAGGCACUGGUAACGAGUCUUUCCCCGGGAACGCGACGUUCCGCGGCAGUGAUUUUGGCUUGGAUGAGGUAUGUGUAAUGCAAAGGGCUUUAUCUUCAUGUCUAACCAACUUCCAGGCCGAUCUUCAAGAUCUCGCCAUUUCCGACGCGGAAUCCGAACAGUCCGAGGAAAUGGAAGAGGACGACCUUGAUCCUAUCACAGCUGAGAGGAGACGCCGCGUCAAGAAACAGGAUCAGCUUCGCCGGACUGCAGGAGAGCCGGUCAAGCCGGAAGUCGAGGAGAUUCUCAAGCUCUCGGAGCCUUUUAAUGCUAUGUUAAGGCAGAAACCCCAACAUAAGCGCUGCAACUUCUUUCUCUGGCAAAGCGAUGCAGAAGCGCGGGAGAAACUAGCCGUGCUUUCGAACUCACGGACUGAGCCGCGCUCGGCGAACAAUACACCUACGAAGCCAUCAGUGCAGGGAAGCGGCCUUCUCACGCCACAAACGGACACGAAGGUCCAGGAUGUCCGCGGGAUGAGCGCCAACCGCACGCCCACACCGUCGAAGAGCGGAAAGGCCAGGAUGAUGACGGAGGAUACGGACGAGUUUAGCUGGGAUGAUUCGUCGGAGGCUGAGCAGCUGACCGAGUUGCUUGAGCGGCCUCGUCAGCCGGAUUUCGGACAGGAUGGGCCUCGCAAAGCGCCGCGGACCGAGACCCUCACGUCCCCCGGCAAGCGAAACCUGGCGGACAUAGAAAAUGAGGAAAGCGAGAGUACGACCGCGCUUACGCCUACGUCUAUCUUCUCGACCCGCACGCAGACCAGAUUACCGCCGGCUUCGGCAGAGGUCUCGAUGACGCCUACGCCUGGCAGGUACAGAAAUGUGCUGUCUACGGAUGCGCGUGACGAUUCGUCUGAGCUAGGUCUUCAGGCUUUGAAGAUCCUAGAAGAUCACAAGGUGGUCGUGCCGGAACGGGCGCAGGACGAGUUGUUGGCGCUGCUGAACAAACAUGAUCUGAAGAUGAAAGGGAUUAUCCGCGGGCGGGACAUCUCACGAAUCGCGCUGAAGAAGAAGGAUGAGACCAUUAUGAGGUUGAAUGAGAGGAUUGCGAGCCUGGACAGCGACCUUCCGGAAAUGUUUCGACCACCCGUGAAUCGCGCGAUGCGUGUCUUGGACCGCUCGUUCUUUCGCAAGACGGUUCCUCUGUCCGCUGCUGCGGUCUUCCAAAACUCAGAUAUUUCAAAGGUGCGAGCGGAGCUACACAAGAGCCGGGACCUCCUGGCUGUGCCUCGGCUCAACUGUAUCCGGGACGUUGCAGACAAGGACGGGCAGAUAAAGAAAGCUUUGCUGCUGCGCGAAACUGUCAAGCAUGACGAUAAGGAAACGUGGUCGCCAAAGAUAAGCGAGCUGGUCGAGAAGGGGAGGAUCGCAAUGCGGCCGUACGACUUGACGCUGGAUUAUGAUUUUUGGACGUACGCCGAUAUUAUCUCCUCGAUUCUACCCGAGGACGAGCUACAAGAGAUUCCGCAAGGAUUUACUCAAGUGGGACAUGUGCUGCAUUUGAAUCUGCGCGAGCAAUACCUCCCAUACAAGUAUCUCAUUGCGGAGAUUCUGAAGGACAAGAACAAGGCGAUUAGGACGGUGAUCAACAAGACCGAGGACGUUGGAUCGCAUAGCGAGUUCCGCACGUUCCCCUUUGAGCUUCUGGCGGGUGAUAAUGAUUUGAAUGUUGUCCAGCACGAGCAGGACUGCGAGUUCCGCUUUGACUAUUCCCGCGUCUACUGGAAUAGUCGACUGGAGACGGAGCAUCGGCGACUCGUGGAGAAAUUCAACAAGGGCGAGAUGGUUUGUGAUGUGAUGGCUGGUGUGGGACCGUUUGCUGUGCCUGCGGGCAAGAAGAAGAUCUUUGUCUGGGCCAACGACCUCAACCCCCACGGGUACGAGGUGAUGCAGGACGCAAUCAAGAGGAACAAGGUGGAGGGCUUCGUCACGCCGUUCAACAUGGACGGCCGGGAAUUUAUCCGCUGGUCUGCCAAGGAGCUUCUGGAGGCCGAGCCUGUGACCGUCACCAUUCAUCCCAAGGUGCGGCGAGACAGAAAAUCGGGCAAUAAAGUCGAGCAGGCUCCCCCGCCUCAUCCGGAGGAGUAUCACCGUCCAGUGUUCUUCGACCACUACGUGAUGAACCUCCCCGCGACGGCCAUCGAGUUCCUCGAUGCGUUCCCCGGCGUCUACGCCGGCAGGGAGUCGCUGUUUGCGCCGCACACUUCCCAGCGUCUACCCAUGGUCCACGUGUAUUGCUUCUCGGGCCACUCCGAGAACGAGCUGGACGACCACAUCGACAUCUGCCAGCGGAUAUCCGAGCGUAUCGGAUAUACUAUCACGCCUGAGGAUCGGAUCGGAGGCAGUGGGGAUCAGAGCAUUGAGCUCUCGAUCCAUAACGUCAGACUUGUCAGUCCUAAGAAGCAGAUGUUCUGUGCUAGCUUCCGGCUGCCUGCGGAGGUUGCGUUCAAAAAGUUUUCCCGCUUCCGGCAACGCAUCCAAGUUUUACCAGGCAGCAAACUCACCAUGAGCGUUCAACUGCCCCCAGCGACACACCGCAAGCGCGCCCUCCCCCAGGGCGAGCUUGAAGCAGCCUCAACCCUCAAACUCGGUGCUGAUCAAAACACACAUACUCUCUCGCUGUCCGAGGCCCGGCUCGUCAUCAACAAGGUUCUGGAGAAUAAGCGCCGCGGGGGGAAGAAAUACGAGGAACCCGAGAAUCUUACCAAGACGCUAGAUUACCUCGAGGUAUUUGCGCGGUUCAAGGACGAGGAGAACAUCAAGGCUGUGGAGCGGUUGCUGAACUCGCAUACUGAGUUGGAGAUGUUUGAGCGGUCGCAGCUGGGGAGCUUGUGCUGCGAUAAUGCUGAAGAGGCCAAGUCGCUUAUUCCGAGUCUGCAGCAUAAGAUCUCGGAUGCGGAUUUGCAGGAGUUGUUGGAUGAGUUGACGAAGCUGAGGAAUUUCACGGAGUGA
Molecule: messenger RNA, 5388 nt
Organism: Aspergillus novofumigatus IBT 16806
Lineage: Eukaryota; Fungi; Ascomycota; Eurotiomycetes; Eurotiales; Aspergillaceae
Exons: 13
Coding region: 1-5388 (1795 amino acids)
Biological process (GO): DNA-templated transcription initiation; tRNA methylation
Cellular component (GO): RNA polymerase complex
Molecular function (GO): phosphatidylinositol binding; nucleotide binding
Source: RefSeq, a predicted model, not a curated record